AUGGAUCUCGCGUUUGUCGGCGCGGAAGGGCUCAACAACAAUGGCCCCAACGGCGGUGUCAACACGUCGCUCAGCAUCAGUCUCGACGACGAAAUUUUCGACGUCAAGAUCAUGAUCGGUCGCCUGGGCCUCGGGGCAAACGCGAUGCCGGCUGUCGAGUUCGUGGCGGUCGACAACGACCAGCCAACAUACGCCGAGCCGGGCCCGGAUCCCCUGGCUAUCGAGCCCGCCAUUGCAUACUCUCGCGCAUCUUGGGAGCCGCCUACUACCAUGCAGGAGGUAUACGAUGACGAGAACCCGGAGACGCGCGAGGCGAGGCGGACGGCACGGGCGGCAUGCGAAAUGCUCAUCGGCUAUGCCCGUGCGACAUGCAUUACUCCGCACGACCUUUGCGCUCUCUUCGAUCAUCAUCGAUCGGAUGGAGCGUGCGAGCCCCCCCUCAACCUCAACACCCCGCCGCCGCCAGCUAUGCGGGCUGAUGCUGCCGUGCCUGCCACUAACGCGGAGGCCAGCACCCCGCGUCAUCGUGGGCGUGUGCUGCCGGCGUGGAUGACAGCGCCUCCCCGCAGCCGUCACGAACUCAUAGACUCCGGGGUCGGCGCUGUCAUGGGUGGCUACGUUGACGCCGCCGAAUGGAUGACUGCCCGACUGAAGUUUGAAGAUGUGGAGGUGGAGGCGUGUGAUUGCACGCCCAUCUUUUCCUCGAGUAGCAGCUGUGGCGAGGCGAUCGCCAUCUUCCCCGCGGGGUUAGUCCCGAUACUUGGCGACGGCGCUUCCGGUAGUAGCAAUGGUAGUGGUAACAAUAGUAGCAGCAGCGGCCCAGGCGUGUCGCAAGCGCUGUGCGAACUCAAACCCGCGGCGCCCACGAGCAACGUGUCGCAGCAGGCGCAGCAGUCCCCGCGCCAGCUGUCCCUCUCGUUCUUUGCGCGCGCCAGCCUGUGCGCGGAGGGGGAAGGGGGCGCGGAAGGGGAGGCGGAGCGGCUGUUGAAGGUGCUGCUGCUGGCAGUUCCGCUGAACGCUUCCGCGGCCGCCGCGGCAGGGGGAGGGGCGGAGGGAGGAGGAGCGGGGGAGCAGGUGUGGGGGGAGUGGCGGGUGGGCGUGCCGUUGCUGCCCUGUGGAACGGGCGUGUGCACCAAGGCGCCAGCCCCAUGGGACUCGUCUAUCCUCGUGCCCUCCUGCAAGUGCCCCUUCAAUCUCCCCUCCUUCCAACCCUCGCACCUCGCCGGCCUGCCCUCCUGCUUCCUCGAUUCCUUCACGUGUCGCCAGCUCCCCCGCAACCCAUGUGCCCCGGGGGUGUGCAUGGAUGACAUAGACGGCACCUACUCCUGCCUCUGCCCCUCGCCCUUCUUCCCCUUCUUCUAUUCGAAACGCACUACCCGCUGUUACCAAUGUGCGUAA
This is a messenger RNA of Closterium sp. Naga37s-1, 1398 nucleotides long. NCBI's taxonomy places the organism in Eukaryota, Viridiplantae, Streptophyta, Zygnematophyceae, Desmidiales, Closteriaceae. The record is from the annotation of a GenBank genome assembly.